Messenger RNA from Tympanuchus pallidicinctus (lesser prairie-chicken), 1991 nucleotides. RefSeq lists its product as uncharacterized. The transcript has 11 exons. Bases 396 to 1889 code for a protein of 497 amino acids. The record is from RefSeq and is a predicted model, not a curated record. Lineage: Eukaryota; Metazoa; Chordata; Aves; Galliformes; Phasianidae.
GGGACAGUGGGGACACUGAGGAUCAUGGGGACAAUGGAGACAGUAAAAACAAUGGGAACUUUGGGGGCGGUGAGGACAACAGGGACUUUGGGGUCAAAUGGGACAAUGGGGAAUUUAGGGACAAUGGAGACAAUAGGGACAGUGUGGACUUUGGGGACCAUUCAGGGGUCAAUAGGGACAAUGGGGACAUCAGAGCUCAUUGAGGACCAUUGGGGACAGUGGGGACAAUGAGGACUGCAGAGAUAAAUGGGGAUUUGGGGACACGGGGACAUGAUAGGGAUGCGGGGGCAUUGGGGACGUGGGGAUGUGGGACAUAAGGGAUAUGGGGACAUAAGGAGACAUAAGGAAGGACUCUGUCCCCACAUCCCCGUGUCCCUAAUGUCCCUAAUGUCCUCAUGUCCCCAGUGUCCCCAAUGUCCCCAGUGUCCCCACAUCCCCAUGUCCCCACGUUCCCCCCCCUCCUGUCCCUUCCCCAGAAGUUGUCCCCCCCCCACCCCACCCAGUGGCGCUUCCCCUUUCGGUUCCCCUUUUUGGGGGCCAGAGUUGGGGUUGGGGGGAGGAGGAGGACAUGGGGACACCGAGGACAGAGGGGGACACACGUGGCAAUGCCAGCUGCCUGGGGACAAUCCCCACUGCUGGGGGGGGCGCUGGGCUGCUCCAUGCUGCUGUGGGCAGGGCUGCUGCUGGCGCUGCUCAGCCUGGACAUGGAAAUCUCGCGAGAUUUGGUGCAGCUGCGGGACCACCAGGAGGAGCUGUGGGCGGGAGUGCCCCAGAUGUGGCAGCGGAUGGAGGAUCUGCGGGGCAGGGUGGAGCAGGAGGAGAAGGAUGGGCGGCACAGAGCCGUGAUGGCGCAGCGCUUUGGGGCCGACGUGGGGCGGCUGCGGCUGGAAGGUACUGGGGGGGACUGGGAGGGACUGGGGGGACUGCUAUUGGUUUGUACUGGUCCAUACUGGUCCAUACAGGUCCCUACUGGUCCAUACUGGUCCCUACUUGUCCAUUCAGGUCCAUACUGGUCCCUACUGGUCCAUACAGGUCUAUACUGGUCAAUACUGGUCCAUACUGUUCCAUUCAGGUCCCUACUGGUCCAUACUGGUCCGUACUGGUCCAUACUGGUCCGUACUGGUCCAUACUGGUCCGUACUGGUCCAUACCGGCCCAUACUGGUCCAUACUGGUCCCUACUGGUUCAUACUGGUUUAUACUGGUCAAUACUGGUCCAUACUGGUCCGUACUGGUCCGUACUGGUCCAUUCAGGUCUAUACUGGUCCCUACUGGUCCCUACUGGUCCAUACAGGUCUGUACUGGUCCCUACUGGUCCAUACUGGUCCAUACUUGUCCAUACUGGUCCCUACUGGUCCAUACUGGUAUUGACCCAUACUGGUCCAUACUGGUCCAUACUGAUCCAUACUGGUCCAUACUGGUCCAUACUGGUAUUGACCCAUACUGGUCCAUACUGGUCCAUACUGGUCCAUACUGGUCCAUACUGGUAUUGACCCAUACUGGUCCAUACUGGUCCAUAGUGGUCCAUACUGGUAUUGACCCAUACUGGUCCAUACUGGUCCAUACUGGUAUUGACCCAUACUGGUCCAUACUGGUCCAUACUGGUACUGAUCUAUACUGGUCCAUACUGGUCCAUACUGGUCCAUACUGGUCCAUACUGGUCCAUACUGGUACUGAUUGGUCCAUAGUGGUCCAUACUGGUAUUGACCCAUACUGGUCCAUACUGGUCCAUACUGGUAUUCACCCAUACUGGUCCAUACUGGUCCAUACUGGUGCAGGCACGCGGUUCCUGGUGGAGGCUGCAGCGCUGGAGGAGGAGCUGAGGGCGGAGCUCUCCCGCGUGAGAUCAGCGGAGGGGGCGGGGCUUCCAGCGGCCACGCCCACCAUCUGACCAAAAGUCGCAAAAAGACCACGCCCGCACCCAAAGGCCACGCCCCCGGCGAGGCCACGCCCCUCUAUUUUGCAUUAAAGGCACCACGUGCCCCAAAAUGUC